This is a messenger RNA of Paramecium pentaurelia, 2490 nucleotides long. Lineage: Eukaryota; Ciliophora; Oligohymenophorea; Peniculida; Parameciidae. The record is from the annotation of a GenBank genome assembly.
AUGGCAGAAUAGAAGCAGCAAUUAGCCUAAUUACUUGAAGAAGUUAAAUAGUUUAGAAAUAAUUAUAUUCUAAUUCAAGAUUAUAAAAAAGAGAUUAAAACGAAAAUAAUAUAAAUUUUUCGUAAUUGUUUCUAAGAUCAAAUUAAUAAAUUUGAAUAAUCGCUUUAGACAAAAGCUAACUUAUAAUAGAUGUAAAAUGAAUCAUUUAAAGAAUAUUUGAUAAUAAUAUAACAGAAUAAACAAAUCUUUAUGAUUUUUGAGCUACAAGUAACAUUAAGAAAGUAUAAGUGUUUACCCUCAGAAAAUGAAAUUGAUUAAGAAUAUCUCAUUUAAAAAAUAAAAAAAAUAUACCUAUAAGGAAUAGAGGAAGGAGGAGACGAUGAAGAUUAUUUAGAAUCAAAAUAAAAAUUAGGGUUAUUUGAUGGGUUGAAGCAAAAGUAUAAGGAUUUUAACAAUAAUGAUGAGUGGAAAAUUAAAUAGGGUCUAAUUUUUACAAUUGUUUUUAUUUCAUCUAAUUGCUUCACAGAUACAAUUAUUUCAUUUUGUUAGAAAGCUCUAAUUUAAUUAUGGGUUUUAGAAAAAGAUUAAAGAGUUAGAAAUUUAUUGAAAAAUUAACAUUUAAUAAGUUUAUAGAUGUAAAUUUUUUAGAAAGAUUGGUAGACUUAACAUAAUAGAAUUGCAGAAGAAAUGUAAAAAAUGCUGAAGAGAAUUGAUGAAUUAUAAGAAUAAAUUACCCAGGAGGCAAAUCUUAACAACAGAGAGCUAUAUUUGAAAGAAAUGGAUGAAACAACUCAGCAAUUGGAUGAAUACAUUUAAAAUAUCAGCGAAAUGGGUUAAUAACUCAGAUUGGUAACUGAUUUUGUAAAUCAUAUUAGAAAAAGUUUGCUAAGAGUUGAGGGAAAAAUAAAUCAAAUAAAAGAGUAGCUCAACAACAUAGGGAAUGAUCUUAAAUUUUUGAGAGGAAAAUCAGUUAGCUUGAAAUUAGAAAAUGGAAAGUAUUGAAGGAAGCAGCAGAAAAAAAUGUUAAGUCCAUCUAUAUACCAUUAAAAACUUAAGACAGAGGUAAAAAUGAGAUCAGUAAUUUGAUGAAUUUAUAUCAAUUUAAUGAUAAUGAUGGAGAAGUGAAUGAGUUUUUAUAUGAAGGGAAAACAGUAUUGCUAAUUUAUGGAUUAGCAGGAUCCGGCAAAAGUACUACAGCCAAAAAAAAUUGAAGAGUUUAUUUGAAAAUUGCAUGAUAGUAAUAAAAAAAUUGGAAAUUAUGUACUUAUACCUGUUUAUAUUUCAUUACCCUCUUUAAAAAACCCUGUUUUUUAAGCAGUAGAGGAAUCACUUAAAUAAGAUGAUUAUGGAUUUGAUGAUCUCUAAUUGAAAGAAUGUAAAGAAAUGUUGUAAAAGAAAGAAUUCCGAUUAAUAUUAAUAAUGGACAGUUAUGAUGAAAUGAAGCUAGAGAAUAUUUAGAAAAAUUUAUACAUUAAUAAUAAGCUCAAAUAAUAUUGGUCAGACCCUCUUGUUAUUUUUUCCACCAGAAGUGACAUUUUUACUAGCAGCCAUUAAGAUAAAUAGAAAUUUAAAGAAACCUAGCUACUUCAGUUUGAAUAGAGUUAAAUAUAAGAAUAUCUUAAGAAAUUUACGUUUUAAAGUAUUAAAAUAUUAAUUUUUUUGAUAUACAUAAAUGGUAUAUAUAAACUUAAAACUAAAAAGCUCUGGAUGUUAAAAGGUUUGAACAGAGUUGGGAAAAGAUAUAGUCAUCAUUUUUGAAAUUCGAAGAAGCAAGGUGGAAAUCUGAGACUCCUUUGAAUGAAAAUAAAUCAACAGUAUUUUUUAAUUUUUGAAGGAUGAUGAGUUUAUUGAUUUAAAAAGCAAUGAAGCUAUAAGAAGCUUGAGCAUAAAUUUACAAAAAUAAUGGAGUUUUAAAAAGUAUGAAGAUAUGAUGAUAGUCAGUAAAUCUAAAUAAUUUAGUGGAAACUCCAUAAAUGAUGGAAAUUAUAGUUUAUGCCCAACUUGAUUCUUAAAGCAACUGAGAUUAUUAACAUUAAAUAAACCUUCUUGAAGAAUUUUUAAAAGAUGUUGAAUGAAUUCUUCAUAAGUAAAUACAAAAUUCAGAUGUAUAAAUCGCAACAGAAAAGGUAUCUUUUAGGAUUAAAAAAUGAACUUAAUAAAGAAUCUGAAGCGGAAAAUUAAGCUGAUAAUGAUGAAUUCUUGGAAGUUACUCUAAAUGAUUUAUCAAACUUGGGAAUUAUUGAUUACCAUGAAAUUGCUCUUGGAGUUUGGAAUUAUUAGGAAGAAAAUUCGAUACCUUAAUAAUUGUAAAUCUCUUAGGAUUGUGAGGGAGUGCAUUAAUAACUUGAAAAUAUAUUUGAAACUAAUCUUUUGCUACCAAAUUAGAUAUUAAAGAAAAUAAAAAUUUAAUAGGAAAAAAUACUCUAAAUUGGUAAUGAUGCAUUAAAAGAACACAAUCUUACAAUUUCUGACUUUUAUGACUUUUAUUGA